This is a messenger RNA of Colletotrichum spaethianum, 333 nucleotides long. RefSeq lists its product as uncharacterized. The transcript is spliced from 2 exons. The coding region runs from base 1 to 333 and encodes 110 amino acids. The record is from RefSeq and is a predicted model, not a curated record. Lineage: Eukaryota; Fungi; Ascomycota; Sordariomycetes; Glomerellales; Glomerellaceae.
AUGAUGCAAAACGCCCCCGUCAUGAACUUCCUUCUCCAGCUCUGCUUUGCUUUGUUAGCUGUUGCAGCACCUGCUUCCGACCCCGCGGUGGGAGCCGCAGCCCACGGCAACACUUGGCAGUAUGGCACCGGUGGCGGUAUUCUCGGUUUUAUUGUUCUCGUAUUGGACAUCAUUGUCUUCAUUGAGGUUCUAAAGUCCGACCGACCUGUCAGUCACAAGGUGCUCUGGUGUCUUGUCGUUUUCCUCUUUCCGAUCGUUGGUAUGGCCGUCUACUGGCUAUUCUCGAACCGCGCUGCCCACAACUCUCGGUCCGGAUAUGAAACUAUUGCGUAA